AUGUCAGCCAAGGAGAUUGCCAGACACUUCAACGACUUGGCCUCCCUGGGCCUGGUGCGGGGCAUCUUCGAGUCGGUCUUUGCGCUCCCGUCCGGCUUCCUGGCCGACAAGCUGCCAAGGCCGCUGCUGGUGUGGCUCGGGGCGGUGGUCUGGGCCGCCGCGCUGGUCGGGGUCACCUUCUCCCCAAGCCUCUCCUGGAUGAUCUUCUUCAGAGCUCUCAAUGGUGUCGGCUUGGGCAUCGUGCAGCCGCUGCUGUUCAGCUUAGUCGCUGACAAAAGCGAAACCCAUGGUCGUGGCAAAGCCUUCGGCUUCUUGCAGUUUUCUGGAAACGUGGGGCAAACAGCCUUCACGGCUUUGGCCACCGGCAUUGCGACUUAUCAGAUUAUGUCGGUCGCGGGAUGGCAGUUUGCUUUGCUGAUCGUGGCCGUUCUCAGUGCAGUUGUGGGCACUCUCUGCGUGCUUCUGGUUGACGACCAGCGCGCGAGGGACCCCCGGAGCAUGGUGGCCAUCAUCUGUGAAGAGACGCCGAAGCUUCGGCACAUCGUCUGCCUCCCAACGUUCAUUAUCAUCAUCGGGCAAGGAGCUUUUGGCACUGCGCCGUGGUUUGCUUUCAGCUAUCUCACCAUGUGGCUGGAGCUGAACUGUUUCGAGCAUUCGCAGGCUGCUGCCAUCAUCGCCUGCUUCAACAUCGGAGGGGCCCUCUCUGGGAUUGUGGGAGGUGUGCUUUUGGACAUCGUUGCGCGGCGCUUCCCGGAUCACGGCCCACCAGGAAUUGCGCAAGUGGCAGUUUUCCUAUCCUUGCCGCUCUUCGCCACAAUCCUUUUUGGCCUCGGCGGAUUGGACCACAAGAGCCCGAGUACCCCCAUAGUCUUCGGCAUGAUUUUCAUGGUGACCGGCACCAUGAUCUCUUGGUGCAUGGUGAUGAACAACAAGAUGUUCAGCGACAUCGUCCCCAAGGAGGCCUACAGCUAUGUGUUCGCCCUGGACCGCGCAGUCGAAGGCACCCUGGGAGCCUUGGGCCAACCGAUUGUCGGCUGGCUUACGGAUGAAAUCUUCCAUUUCAAUGCAGACACAGCCAACUCACAGGAUUGUUCUCCAGACGAUGCCAUGAAGCUGGGCAAGGGGAUUUUCCUAGUCUCGGCUGUGGCAUUUUCCGGGUGCUUCAUGUUCUACGGCGUGGGACACUACACCUACCCCAGGGAUCGCCGGAUCGCCUCUCACAAGCGGAUCCCCAGCAAAGGCUCUUCUGAGAGCGAUGGGCAGGAGAAGUGA
Messenger RNA from Symbiodinium sp. CCMP2456, 1272 nucleotides. NCBI's taxonomy places the organism in Eukaryota, Dinophyceae, Suessiales, Symbiodiniaceae. The record is from the annotation of a GenBank genome assembly.